Molecule: messenger RNA, 395 nt
Organism: Drosophila obscura
Lineage: Eukaryota; Metazoa; Arthropoda; Insecta; Diptera; Drosophilidae
Gene: Lcp65Aa
Product: larval cuticle protein 65Ag1
Exons: 1
Coding region: 25-333 (102 amino acids)
Cellular component (GO): chitin-based extracellular matrix
Molecular function (GO): structural constituent of chitin-based larval cuticle
Source: RefSeq, a predicted model, not a curated record
GCAGUAUCAAGCCAGAGCCCAAAGAUGAAGUGUGUCCUCCUGAUUGUCUUCCUUUCGAUUGCCCUGUGCAUGGCGGCGCCCGCCGAGGAGGUGCAGAUCGUCAAGCAGGAAUCGCAGGUCCUGUCCGAUGGCUACAAUUUUGCCUAUGAGACCAGCGAUGGCAGCAAGCAGGAGCAGCAGGCCACACUCAAGAAGAUCGCACCCGAAGAGGAUGCCCUCCAGGUGACCGGCUCCUACUCCUAUCUGGGAGACGAUGGCCAGACCUACACUGUGACCUACACCGCCAAUGAGAAUGGCUUCCAGCCUCAGGGUGCACACAUUCCCCAUAUCUAAUUGGCAUAAUUAGUAUUUGGUUGUAUUCUUAGUUGUUUGUAAAUAAAUGAAAAUGAAAGGUA